Messenger RNA from Panicum hallii, 1984 nucleotides. RefSeq names its product LOB domain-containing protein 4-like. Bases 785 to 1597 code for a protein of 270 amino acids. The record is from RefSeq and is a predicted model, not a curated record. The transcript is spliced from 2 exons. NCBI's taxonomy places the organism in Eukaryota, Viridiplantae, Streptophyta, Magnoliopsida, Poales, Poaceae.
UGCGCGCCCACUGCUCUACUAUGCACGCUUGCACGAUCGUUGGCCGUCGCACUUGGGACGGCUUAGCCUUGAGCCCUUCACUCUCUCUCUUAACACCAUGAAUGUUCAUCCUAGCUUGAUGCUUCCGUGCCUCUUUAGUCGUCCACUUGCAUGAUCAUGCCACCAUAUAGCACUCUGCUACUCUGUUCCUGCACUGGAGAUACUGUCCGUUGUUUCAGUCAACUACUUUCCAUGUGUCUUCUGGUUCCUAGCCAUCUAAGGCAGAGUUACUUCUGAUUCCACAGUUGGAGUAGUUCUUCUCAUGUUCCUGUGUGGCCAACGGAAGCAAUAUACUGUAUUUUCAAGUCUCCCCUUGUGCUGAUUCUUCAGUCAGAUACGGUGUUAUUUGCUUUGGUCUAGACUACAGUUUGUCAAUGUGUCCUGUAGAGGAUGGAUAUAGUUCAAAGCGUUAAAUUACUCGAGACAAUCAAACUCAUGACUUGUCUGCGUCUCAGGUAUACUGCUUUGCCAAAAGUAUCAAGCUUUAAUUUUAUCUAGUGAUUAACAAAGCCUUCUCCGAUCCUACCUACUGGCCACACUUUUAGGGAUUAUGCUGCUUUAGCCACUUGCAUGCACUCUUGAUCCAGAAGCUUGAUCCGCUUUCCCCCAAACCUUCUUGCUCUCGAGCUUCUGCACACCUCCACAGUCAUGUUCCUGAGAUGAACAGUCCUCGGGCACAAACCAACUGAUCACUAGAAAUUUACACCAGCCUCUUCAGCUACCGUUGCCAAGAACUCUCUUCAUCAUGAGCUCGACAUGGCAUGGGCAAACAGUGUGUCGCUUUCGCUGCACGCACGCCGGGGCCCGUCAUGUUGCCACCCGAUCCAAUCAUGAGCAGGGCAGCAGCAAACCGAACCAAAACACAGAGAUCGCGAGGAGGCGAGGCGGCCAAUCAGAUUUGCGGCUGCGUUUUCAUCAGCAUGUGCCCGGCGACAUGGAUAUCUAUUUGGUACAAACUUUAUUAGAGUCGACAGGGACCUGCCCCCCGGCUCUUGACCGUAUCCACAAGUUCAAAGAUUUCCCCCCAUGUGUCGCGCCGCCGGCAGCAGUGCACGGCCGUCGCCGUCGCCAGGCAUGGAAUGCACAUGGUGUUCGAGAAAGAAACUUUCGGCCGCACCAAACAUGCAGACAUGUCGUCGGCCUUUUCUGUCAAUUUUUCUUUCUCGGAACAAGAACUCCAGUGGAGAUCCCGGCGCAGCACCGAGGGGACGCGGUGAGCAGCCUGGUGUACGAGGCGAACGCGCGCGUCCGGGACCCGGUCUACGGCUGCGUGGGCGCCAUCUCGUCGCUGCAGCAGCAGGUGGAGGCGCUCCAGGCGCAGCUGGCGCUGGCGCAGGCCGAGGUGGUCAGGCUCAAGAUGAGCAACGACUACAUCGUGCACCGGCUCAAGGCGGCGCGCGGCGGAGGAGGAGGGGGCAGCAGCUACGCCGGCUCGCCGUCGUCCAUGUCCUCCCCCAAGACGGCGGAGCCGGAAGCGCACUGCAAGGCGACGCCGGAGCUGCUGGACAUGGUGGUGGACCAGCCCGACAUGGACGACGCCCAGUUCUGGUCCUACUAGGAUUGGAGGCGCUGCAUCAGGUGCUUCUGGGUCAGGUCAAGCUAGGUUCUUUUUAGCUGAUUUAGUGUGUGAUCAGGUGCUGUUUUUGAGUCACAGAUGAUGGUCUGGUAGUAGUAUUGGUAUAUAGUAUCAGGUAUAUGGUGCGCGCGCGCUGUAACAGCGUGGCACUAGGAGGAAGGGAGAUGAGCGUAGAGGCCUUCUCCCAUACCUUCUUCUAGUAUGUCCAGGGCUUGUUUUUUGGCUGUCCUUCCAUGACGAGGUGGAACACCGUUACAGUAAUUGGUGUGCAUCAUGCAAUGCAUUGCAAGAACCUUUCCCUUGCUCGUAGCAUUUGCUUGGUUAAACAGUUGAACUCUGCCAUGGAAAAUGCAGAUAACUUUUAGUAUC